Molecule: messenger RNA, 1773 nt
Organism: Exserohilum turcica Et28A
Lineage: Eukaryota; Fungi; Ascomycota; Dothideomycetes; Pleosporales; Pleosporaceae
Exons: 2
Biological process (GO): MAPK cascade; protein phosphorylation; cellular hyperosmotic response
Molecular function (GO): MAP kinase kinase activity; ATP binding
Source: RefSeq, a predicted model, not a curated record
UAUGGGCGAACCCAAGAAAUCCAUGGCAGAGCGACGGGGUAUGCAACUGCCGGGCGGACUGCCCGGCGCAUCCAACAGCAGCCCGGCUCCUCCUGCUGGCAGGAGGAAGCCGGGCUUGACGCUCUCGCAAAUGAACGGCGGCGACAAGUCGCAGCCCGACGGAGAGCCCCGCAAGCAAGAGACGCAGUUUGACCAGUUCUCGCGCUUCAUUGACACCAAGACGGGCAGCCUCAAGUUUGCAGGCAAGGCCAUUCUCAACUCGGAUGGCGUGCAAUUCGCCAGCGGCUCCACCUUCAACAUCUCGCUCGACGAAGUCGACACGCUCGACGAGCUGGGCAAGGGAAACUACGGCACAGUGUACAAGGUCAGACAUAGCAGGCCCCGGAUGCGAAAGCCGGGGCAGGGCUUGGCAGGAAACAAGGCUGCGCCGGGCUCGCCGUCCCGCAAGACCUUUGACGAAGAAUCAAGCCCCUCGGGCGCAAAGCCCGCUACAGGCACUGGUGUCGUCAUGGCAAUGAAGGAAAUGAGGCUCGAAUUGGAUGACUCAAAAUUCGCUACCAUCAUCAUGGAGCUCGAUGUUCUCCACCGCUGUAGAUCACCGUACAUUGUCGAUUUCUACGGCGCCUUCUUCCAGGAAGGUGCCGUGUACAUUUGCAUGGAGUUCAUGGACGGAGGUUCCAUAGAUAAGCUGUACGCCGACGGUGUGCCCGAAGGCGUGCUGAGGAAGAUUACUUUGGCAACGACCAUGGGCCUGAAAUCACUAAAGGAUGAACACAACAUUAUCCACCGCGACGUCAAGCCCACCAACAUCCUCGUUAACACCAGGGGCGCAAUCAAAAUCUGUGACUUUGGUGUGAGCGGCAACCUCGUGGCUAGCAUUGCCAAGACCAACAUUGGAUGCCAAAGCUACAUGGCUCCAGAGAGGAUAUCCUCGGGUGGCAUUGCACAGGCUGGUGCCAAUCCUGGAGGCGGCACAUACAGCGUGCAGAGCGAUAUUUGGAGUCUGGGUUUGACCAUUAUCGAGUGCGCUCUAGGCCAGUACCCUUAUCCGCCAGAGACAUACAACAACAUCUUCAGUCAGCUCAGUGCCAUUGUUGACGGCGAGCCACCGGAUCUGCCUGAUGAAGGAUACUCUGAUGCGGCCAAGAACUUUGUACGGGGCUGUCUGAACAAAAUCCCCAACCUGCGACCAACAUAUGCAAUGCUGCUCCAACACGCAUGGCUUGCGCCUCUUAUCAAGCCCGACACCAUUGCAGAAGAGGAAGAGGAAGAGGUCCAGGCUGCACAAGAAGCGGGCGCUGACGAAGCUGCUGGCGACAAAGGGCCCGCCGAGGCGAUUGAGCCAGUCGAGGACCAAGAAGUUGCAGACUGGGUCAAGGCUGCCAUUGAAAAGAGAAGAAGCGGCAAGAUGAAGGGCGUCGAAAAGCCCGCACUGCAUGCCGCACCCCUUGAUGCAGGGGUACAGAGCCCUUCUCACAAUGGUACCAAUGGCCCAGGCCUGGCGGAAUCGACAGAAGUUGCAGCGUAGAUGGUGAGCCGUCGCGCAUGAAUACAUCGCCGGCGAAUUCCCUCCAACAACCAAGCCAGACCACCAAGAAUACCAAGGCCCUGUAUUUCUCACUGGGCCGCUGUUGGCUCCUAUGCCUUGGUCAAGAAAAGGAUGCCAUUACAAGAUGCGGUCCCGUAUGCUUUCGGCGUUGUAUCGGCGUAUGACUGGAAAUGAUUGACGUGAAGCAUGGAAGCCGGGGCAUUGAGCGUACAAAAGACGUGCAU